UGAGGGGCUUUGCUGCACAUCAAGGACUGUCACAGCAGGUUGCCUCUGGGCUGGUGAUGCUGAGACUCAAUGGCACUGGGCAGAUGCAUUUGGGAAGGUUGGACCUUGGAGAGUGAGGCCCUGAUUCGAGAUCUGGGCACAUGGCUCCUAUUCUGUACCUGUGCCUGCUGGGGAGUUUCUGUCCCUGAGGAGGGAGGAGGGCCAUGGGCUGGAACCUUCACCUGCCUCACCAACAACAUCCUCAGGAUCGAUUGCCACUGGUCUGCCCCUGACCUGGGUCCUGGCUCUGGCCCCUGGCUCCUCUUCACUAGCAACCAGGCACCUGGCAGCAAGCACAAGUGCAUCUUCCAGGGCAGUGCCUGCACCCUGGAGCUGCCCCCUGAGGAGGUGCUCUUGCCCUCUGACAACUUCACCAUCACUCUCCACCGCUGUGUCUCUGGGAAGGAGCAGGUCAGCCUGGUGGACCCACAGUACCUGCCCCGGAGACAUGUUAAGCUGGACCCUCCCUCUGACCUGCACAGCAACAUCAGCUCUGGCUCCUGUGUCCUCACCUGGACCAUCAGCCCUGCCCUGGAGCCAAUGACCACACUUCUCAGCUAUGAGCUGGCCCUCAAGAGGCAGGAAGAGGCCUGGGAGCAGGCCCGGCACAAGGACCGCAUUGUGGGGGUGACCUGGCUCAUCCUUGAAGCCAUCGAGUUGGAUCCUGGAUCUACCUAUGAGGCUAGGUUGCGUGUGCGGAUGGCCGUGCUGGAGGACGAUGUGAUUGAAGAGGAGCGUCAUGAGGGCCAGUGGAGUGAGUGGAGCCAAUCUGUGUGCUUCCCCUCACCCCAGCGAGGAGGCCUCCUGGUCCCAUCCUGGGGCUGGCUAGACAGCACUUUUGUUGCUGUACCUGUCUUUCUCCUUCUGACUGGCCUGACCUACCUCCUGUUCAAGCUGUCACCCAGGGUGAAGAAAACCUUCCACCAGAACGUGCCUUCACCAGCAGUGUUCUUCCAGCCCCUCUACACUGUGCACAACGGGAACUUCCAGACCUGGAUAGGGACCCAUGGAGCCAGCCCACAGCUGACUCAGGACUAUGUCAACACCCUGCAAGGAGCCUCAGAGUCCAGCAUCUGGGAGGCCAUCACACUGCUCACCUAUGGCCUGGCACGCUCCAGGCAGUCCUCAAGCCUGGAGGAGCAGGAGGGCACUGGUCCUGGUCUCUCAGAAGCCCUGAGCUCAGUGAGUGUGCAGCCAGCAGGAUGUGUGGAGUUGGGGGAACAGUCAGCCUACCUGCCACAGGAGGACUGGGCCUUUGUGUCCCUCACCAGGCCAGCUCCCCCAGACUCCCAGGGCAGAGGCAGUGACUACUGUGCCUUGGCCUGCUACAGGGGGUGUCAGCCCUCAGCCCUCUCAGGAAACACACAGAGUACGUGGCCCAUCCCAGCUUCAGCCUGUGGCCCUUCCUGCAGCCAACAGGGUGCAGAGUCCCAGCAGGGAGACACCUGUGAGGGAGCUGGUCAUGGUCAGAGGCACGGACUACAGGAGGAGCUGCCUUCUACUCUGGACAUGCUGCAGGCUCAGUCCUGAAAAUUCUAGAACUGGACUGCGUUGCAUCAUGUCCAUUUUGGCAAAAAUGGACUAAAGUCCCUGGAGCUGACCCUUGGCUCAACUGGACCUCCUGGGAAGGGGCACCUGUGUAUGGCCAGAGCCUGGAUGGAAGCAGGAAGCCCUUCUCAGCCUCUGUGCUCCUGUGGGGAGGGGCCUCACCCUCAGCAUCCUGACAGCCAGCCCGUCCCUUCCCUCCCUCCUUCAGGCUUUGUCCCAGUCUUCCCUCAGAAGAGGGUUGUGGACCCAAGCUGUUCUACCCUCACUCCCGUAAAGGGCCAGCUGGGCCCAGUGGACACCGGUGAGACACCAUGACCACGUGGAGCAUCCUCUUCUAUGCCUUCUUGAGACACCUUCCCUGAUGAGAUUAAAAGGGACAUCUUGGCUAUUUCAAAUUGCAAGGGGGGCAGCUGGAGGAGGUGGGAGGGGUGGUUUGUCCAGCCCUAUGCUUUCUGGGCUUCAGGACUUUGGGGAUAAUGUUUUUAACACAUGAAAUCUGGAAGGCAAACAUUCUGACCGUGGUGCCAUGCUUUCAGAUCAAGGCAUGGGAUGGCAGGCUCCAUUUCAGCUUAAAUGCCCAAAAUUAUGUUGUGGAAUAAUCAGAACAGUGAAUUUUAGAGGUUCUGCAUCAGGACUAGCCUGUGGCACAGACUGAACAAGCUAACAGAAUCCAAGCUCAGGAGGCAGUUGAUGCCUGUGAAAAGAGAUAAACAGAAGUUGCUUGGGGAAAUGAAGGUAUGGUACGAGGUCUUCCAAGCUGAUCAGAGGUGGUUCCAGGAGCUGCCUCUAGGUUCUACCUGGUAGGUAUGGUCCUAUGGGGCUCCUGGGGUUGCCUCCAGGUCUGGCUGUCCUUCCCCAGGAGGCUUCUGUGGGCAAAGAUGCAGACUUGGGUUUGUCCCUGCAUUCUCCUGAGUUUAUCCUCUGCAUCUACAGGUGUCUCCAUAUAGAACCCUCUUUGCCUCACUGUGAGGCACAAAGACAAGGGGAGUGCAGGUGGCUCAGGUGUGGGCCAGAGCAGAGGCCUGGGGGAGCUCAGAGUCCCCAGGCCUCCAUGACAUGGAUGCUGUGCAGUUCUGUUAUUGACCCACCUAUUGAGGUACAUCCUAAUUCCUUAAAGUUCUUGACCAUUGUGAACACGA
Molecule: messenger RNA, 2726 nt
Organism: Marmota flaviventris (yellow-bellied marmot)
Lineage: Eukaryota; Metazoa; Chordata; Mammalia; Rodentia; Sciuridae
Gene: Il9r
Product: interleukin 9 receptor
Biological process (GO): immunoglobulin mediated immune response; cytokine-mediated signaling pathway
Cellular component (GO): membrane; external side of plasma membrane
Molecular function (GO): interleukin-9 receptor activity; interleukin-9 binding
Source: RefSeq, a predicted model, not a curated record